GACAACUUGGAGUCUUGCAAAAUCUCUGCGAAACUGCUUGAAGAAGCACAGCUAAAAGGUGACACGUUACCACUACGAGCAUUCUGCUUUGCUGUGGCAACUGCUCUGAAGCAGAAUGAUGUAGCGCAAGCCAAAUUUUAUUGUUCACAGAUAAUGAAAACAGAGAACAAACUAUACAAUAAUCUUAAAGUGCUUGUCCAGCUCAGAUCUGGUUCGCUAGAAGAAGUAAUAAAGACAUUAGAGGCAGUGGAAGUAGAUACUCCUCCCUUUGUGAAAAAAAUUGAGUUUUCUGAGCAGGUGCUGGCUACAGUCAAGGAAAAGAUGGAAGAAAACCCUGACCUUUCUGCAAAAUUAAGAGAUAUUUAUAUAAGACUACAAGCUUCAGGACAGAUAACCAUGUGCACGCUGGAAGACAUGCUUUUCCAGAUUCCUAGUUCAAAGAAGAUCCCUGCAAAGCUUUUAAAUCAGAAGCAAUUGGGCUAUCAGGCUGCUAAACCACUUCGGUCAAAUCUGUUGUUGGAAUAGUUCAAUACCUGAUGGCAAACUGAACUGCUGUUAGCAUCUCUUACAAGUCAGGUUCAAAUAAAAUGUCUUCUCCCCCUUCUCCACAAUGAGCAAUUGUUUAAGUUGUUUGUGUGAAACUGCAUUUUAAAUACAGACCAUGUAGCUUCCACGUUUCAAUUUUGGUGCUUAAAACAAGCUGUGAUGGUGGGUAUUUGUGUGUUGUUCAGAAAUGGAGCGAUAAAGUGGUUUGAAGUUUUUCUU
Molecule: messenger RNA, 765 nt
Organism: Cariama cristata (Red-legged seriema)
Lineage: Eukaryota; Metazoa; Chordata; Aves; Cariamiformes; Cariamidae
Product: pentatricopeptide repeat-containing protein 2, mitochondrial-like
Exons: 4
Biological process (GO): multicellular organism development; mitochondrion organization; regulation of mRNA processing
Cellular component (GO): mitochondrion
Molecular function (GO): RNA binding
Source: RefSeq, a predicted model, not a curated record